UCGCAUGUUUAUCAUGUAGCUCAUUAACAGGUAGAUAAAGUUAAUUAGUUUCCAAUAAGAUUUUCAUUUUCUAACCUCAUUAAUGGAAAAAAGAAAUAGAUAAGAUCCAUUAGAACUGAAUUAAUAUUUUCCAAGCAUUUACCUGAACAAUAGGUUUACAAUAUUCGAGCGUAAAUAACAUGUCGAAGUCCAUUACAAAGAUCUUUCCAUUCAGUUUUUUUUCUUUCUCCUUCCAAUUCCCUGUAAAUGAAUAAUAAUGACCAUGAUAAUGAUGAAGAUAAUUACUACAGGUAAUUUCCCACAUAGGUCACACUGUGAACAGAAAAAAGGUAAUAAACAAAAAAUCUCAAUCAAUAUGAAAUCAAGAAUAAUAAACAACCUUAUACAUGGAAAUUGUGAUAUUCAGAUAAACACGAACAUGGUAACAAAUAAUUUUGGCCUUUGUUUUGUACUCCACAACAAAUGAGUGUCUUAAUCAGUACACAUUAAGUAAUACAAAACAAUCAGUUAACUUUUGUAUUAAUAAGUUUCAAUGUUUCAAAAAUAUAAACAAUUCCAGGCAAACAAUCAAUCAUGGAAUUGAUUUGAAAUUUGUUUUUCUUCAUGUUAAUUGUGCUCUCUGGUCAAGGAGUGUUAAUCAUCAUGUUGUCAUCAACUAAUUAUUUCAAAACAAUUGAAGAAGCUUCAGUUAAAAGCUUCAAGGAAAUCGUCCAAACUAAUCAUCAUCAUACCAAUCGAAAGGAGGUAAAUCAAUCGUUUUUAAAUGAUCCAUCGACAAUUGAACCUAAUGGUUUGAGGCCACUUGAAUGUUAUCGCUUUUUAUAUAACGUUUUGACCAUCAUUGGCUUCUUAUGGCAGGUUUAUCGGAUUAAUUACAUUUACUUGCAAUAUGAUACAGUGGUUAACAUAAUUAUCGGUAAAGCAGAUCACUAUUAUAUGCCUGGAGUUACCGUUUGCCUGGAUUAUAAUAUGGAAGAUAAGUCAACCUUUACUCGUCUCUAUCCAGAUCGUGUUUUAGAUCAUUAUUCACCUGAUGAAUUGAGGCUUAUUUUCUUGGAAACACCGAUCAGAAUUAUUGCUCGAGAAGGUCAGACUGUCGGUCAAGUUUCGAUAAAUUGUACCGUUAAGUGUUCUCGUGAUCGUAGGUUUAUAAAACCAAGUGAAACCCUUUGGUCAUCUUCAUCUUCUUCCGAUUCAAAAGCAUUUUGUGUCAAUGUUCCUUGUUCAGUUUAUUCUAAACCUCGAGAGACACUUUCUUGGGCUCGAAAUAAUGUUAUCCGUCGAUGUACAACUUAUUUCACUUGGAAUUCAACAUCAAGUCCACUACAAGAAUAUCGUGAAGAUGGACGUGAGCUUAUUGAAUUUUCAGUUUCCUCCAAAGGAUCAGCUGUGGUCAUUUUCGCCAUGCACUCUGGUUGUAACAUACCUUGGACAGAAAGGGAAGACUUUUUCCUGGACAUUGAUCGAUACUCUCAGUUCACUAUGGACUAUUCAAUAAUCAUAUUUCGUCUCCUUCAACCUCCCUACAAGACUAAUUGUUCCGAUUAUUCAGAAUAUGGUGUUUUAGGUCGAACCGCUUGUAUCCAAGAGUGUGAAAAGAGCCUAUUCCUUAAAGAACGCGGAACUUGGCCUCUUGAUGUACCAGCUCCAGCAUUCAAUACAUCUCUAGCCUUUUUCCCUUCAGGUUUUGGUUUACGAAGAGAAAGGGCAUUCCCUCUGAAAACCUUGGACACAUGCUCAAAAAAAUGCGCUCAACCCGAGUGUUCAUCUUAUAUUGUCACCUUUUCGACAAAGAAUCAAAAUUUCAUCACAAGUCGCAGAAAUCAAACCAACUAUAAUGCAAAGAUUUACGUUAAUCGCCCUCGUGCCUACGGUGUGAAAUAUAUUCAUAUUCCAGCGAUUGAUUUUAUCGCAUAUUUUACUUACAUUGGAGGAUCAAUAUCACUUUGGUUUGGAUUAUCUUUGCUCUCAAUUUUUGACAGAUUACCAACUAAUUACACAGGACAAGGAACAUCGAAACGUGUACCCGCUGUCGAUAAAAUGGACUCACGAUAUUGGCCACAAACCUCAAAGUAUACCAAUGGUUUCUAUUCUGGAUGCUCAAAUCUAAUCACAAAAUUACCUGCGGGGAGCUGGAAGACAUUAUCCUCACCUUUUGAACUUGCACCUCGAAAUUCAGUGAAAGAUUCAUCGAAUCCCAUUUUACUCUCAAUAAUUUCAUCAAAUGUAACCACUGGUGGUAAAAAACGCUCAUUAACAAAAGUUGUAUUUGACAGCUUUAAAACAAAUCGAAUCAUCUAUUAA
Messenger RNA from Panonychus citri (citrus red mite), 2304 nucleotides. RefSeq lists its product as uncharacterized. The record is from RefSeq and is a predicted model, not a curated record. NCBI's taxonomy places the organism in Eukaryota, Metazoa, Arthropoda, Arachnida, Trombidiformes, Tetranychidae. Gene Ontology annotation, biological process: sodium ion transport. Gene Ontology annotation, cellular component: membrane. Gene Ontology annotation, molecular function: sodium channel activity.